Messenger RNA from Mus caroli (Ryukyu mouse), 2624 nucleotides. The record is from RefSeq and is a predicted model, not a curated record. Lineage: Eukaryota; Metazoa; Chordata; Mammalia; Rodentia; Muridae.
AGUGUGACCUCUUCCUUAGAGGGAUGCAGGAGGAGACAGACGCACACCACAACUUUAAAGGGUUAAUUUCUGUCCUGCCAUUCAAUUGCAACCAACUUUCCAGUGAUUGAAAGAAAUGAAAUGAUUUUCAGUUAACGGCUGGCUCAUUUGCGGUGCAAGGCUCUUCACUGUGUGAUGUCGGGACCCUAAGACGCACCAUAGAACACACAGUGCAGCCAUUUAAUGAAUGAAAUGCAAUGAAAACCAGACAACACAUUUUGAGCUUUAAGAACACCAAGACCGGGCAGCAGAGGACCACAGACAUCAGCCCACACCAUCAUGGACGAAACCGACUUUUCAGAAGAUAUGACUUAUAAGCAACAGGAGGACCUGCCUUAUGAUGGGGACUUCUCCCAGAUGAAGAUGUGCACUUCUUACAACUUUACCAUAUCAAAUGACACCUCUCCUGUCUCAGCAGAAGUUGUUCUGGCAGGAGAAGACCCUCAGGAAGUGGCUUCUAACUGUGAGGUGCGCCAGGACACAGCUCUGCUGGCAACUUGGGAUAAGAUGACUGAACAUGUCAGCAACAGGCAUGAUAAAGAUAAGCAAUGCGCCCUGGCUUCUCCUGUUCCAGCUGAUAAAGAAGAUACCUCAAAGUCCCAUGUCUCAGAUAUUUUACUCCAUCAUCUCUCCGGAGAGCAAUUCUUCAGGGGUCCAGGCGCUGGCUAUGAAGCUCUCCCAGAGACCUUGACUGCUGAGAGUCUUGAAGACUCAGAUACUCUUACAAAUAUCAUUUCAUGUUAUGCAAAAAAAUAUUACUUCAAAGAACAAACCCCAGAAUUCACUGGCCAGCCCAGUCCACAAAAUAGUUCAGCAAAUAGCAGCAAGCCCUGUUGCUCCCCUGGCACAGAAGGAGAAAACGCCUCUCCCUUAGAAGAAGCAGUGGCUGCUGGGAAGAGCACCCAUCAGGAAGAUCCAAGCUUUCUAACCAGGACUAAAGGUCCAGGUGAUAAAUAUAAAAGCUGCCUGAGGCAGACACCCCAGAGACAGCUGCCCGACAAAGCAAAUUCAGGCGACUGGCUCAGAUACAGCCAGGCUCAAGUGCACUACCAGUUUCCAGAUUUUCCUAAGGUUUCUCCCAAAGGGAAACUGUCUAGGAAUACUAUAACUAACAAACCACUUACCAUAGCUAACGAAGGCGGCCAUUCUCCUAGGUUGACUAGUAAAUCAACCGUUGUGCAAGAUAAUUUAGGAACCACGUCUGUGUCAAAUCGUGUUGAAAAACAACAGGAGCAGAAAUGGAAAUUUCCUGAACCUUUGCAACAAAUACAGGUGCAGCCUGCCACACACACCUGCCAAGAACCUCUCACAGGGCUUGAACCUGAGAAAUGUUGCUUGAAUUUGACACCAACACCUCAAAAAGAUCCUUUCUCAAAUUCUUACAUAUUUCAAAAGAUCUCCCAUGGAAAACAGAUGUGCCAGAAACUGAAAGAACAGACUGACCAACUGAAGAAUAAGGUACAAGAAUUUUCCAAAAGAAUAAAACAGGACUCUCUCUGCCAUUUGCAAGACAAAAGACUGAUGAACAAGGCACAUGCUGGCUGUCUUCCAGGGCCCUGGGGCUCCCGAGGAAGUGAGGUGACAGGGCUGCCGAGGGGAGGGCCACAGGAGGCCACCUCUAAGGAGCUCAGUGAACUGGCCCUGAAGAUGAAACAGAAAAUGGAGAAAAGGGGCCACAGAAGAACUAACUGUGGGAAGUUUUCCAGUAGCAUCCAUGAAAAAACACCACCCCAAGACUCGGCUCUCGGUACUGAUCCAGGACCCAACUUUUGUCCUGAUCCUGGCACUGGGCUACAGAGUAACAAAUGUGAAGCCUAUGGAAGCAAGACUCAGAACUCCCAGAGAGUCUGUGAGGAAGACCCACCAAAAGAAUUUUAUUAUAGAUAUGACACUCCAGGACAAGAUGACUUAAAUCAUGGUGGAGGAUAUAUCUUUGUCCAGCCUCACUUCUUACAUGAAAAUAAAAUCUCUGCAUCUUCUUGGUCAAAAGCAAAAUGGAUCUGGUCCUGGAGAGUGAACUCAGAACCCGUUCAAGAUGAGCCCGAUCCUGCAGCAGGAAAAUAUCCCAAGACUUAUCUGACCUCUACCUCAGACCUUGCAACACCCUCACCCCACCUCUGCUGCCUGGGGAUUCCUAGAAUCCAGUCCUUAUGUCCCAGUAAUAACAUGGAAGAAAUGGAAUCUAAGAUUUUAAACUCGCCCUUGGAGCAUGCCUUAAGGACAGCAACCAUAUUGAAAAAAAACACUGACCAAAUGAUUAAAUCCAUUGCAGAAGACCUCGCCAAGGCACAAGGAUGGAGACACCAGCUAAGAUACUACUAACUCAAUCCUGAGCAACCAAGGGUUAAAAUGUUUGAUCAUCUCCAAAAUAUUUUACUUAUGAGAUAAUGUAGGAAGAUGGUUUUCUAGAGAAAACGCUAAAACUUUAAGAAAUGAGUUAUACGAAGUGCUUAAAUGGAGAAAAAAAAAAAAGCAAAACAAGCCCUCUGGUAUUUAUGUCUUUAUGUGAAAAUAAAUCUAUGUUCUUCCUAAUUCAUAAUAAAAUUAAAAUAAUAAAACAAAUACUUUUUUAUUUUUUUCUAUUU